Daphnia magna is the source of this 581-nucleotide messenger RNA. RefSeq names its product nuclear envelope phosphatase-regulatory subunit 1. The coding region runs from base 97 to 507 and encodes 136 amino acids. The transcript is spliced from 4 exons. Gene Ontology annotation, cellular component: Nem1-Spo7 phosphatase complex; cytoplasm. Lineage: Eukaryota; Metazoa; Arthropoda; Branchiopoda; Diplostraca; Daphniidae. The record is from RefSeq and is a predicted model, not a curated record.
UAGCUAGCUUCUGCUACAGUGGACGAAACUUCUUGGCUUUUCCAACUCAACUAAAGUGCAAAGUACACAGUGAAUUUUUGUUAUUUAAACUUGAAAAUGAGCUUAGAACAAACGGCGUGUGAAGGUGAAUUAGAUUAUAACUUCUUUGAUGCACUAGAUUUGAAAGCCUUUGAAAGGCGUCUCACCGAAGUAAUACAAUCCAUACAACCUUCAACAAUUAGAUGGAGAGUUUUGUUGGCAUUUAUUUCUAUCUGCACAGCUGUUGCAGCUUGGCAGUGGCUUGUGGAUCCUGAAACUAUGCAAGUGUCUUUCUUGUAUUCACUGUAUAAUCACAUUUUCUUCACCAUUGCCUCACUACUCCUAGUGUUCUUAUUUGUAUGUGGAAUCCACAAACGAGUUGUGGCUCCCUCCAUAGUAGCCUCGAGAGCCAGACAAGUUCUGACUGAUUUCAAUAUGUCUUGUGACGACACAGGCAAGCUGAUUCUGAAGCCCAGACCCUCAUCAUAAUGUGAUUUUCUUCAUAAAUGACUAAUUGUUCGUUAUUUUGUAAAUUGGGAGAAAAUAGAAAACAUCCCUCACCA